Molecule: messenger RNA, 603 nt
Organism: Epinephelus lanceolatus (giant grouper)
Lineage: Eukaryota; Metazoa; Chordata; Actinopteri; Perciformes; Serranidae
Source: RefSeq, a predicted model, not a curated record
UCAACAAGGUUCUGACGUUCAUCUCCGUCAGUCAUGGAUCUUUCUGGGAUUCCCAGGACAUGGACACUGUUUGUCUGCCUGAGCUGGAUUUGUGUGGGACAAGUGUUGGCAGAACCGCAGUAUGUGGUGGCCAUUCCUGCAGUUCUCGAAGCUGGAGCUGAGACUAAGCUCUGUGCGAGUCUCCUGCAGCCCAACGAGACGCUGGUCAUGACUGUCACUCUGAUGUCCUAUGAGACGAAUACAACGCUCUUCGAGAAGACAUCUGACACAGAGUUUCAUACCUGUGUUCAGUUUCAGGUUCCUGUAGUGCAGAGACAAACGAUACAGAAGUGUGUGGUGGAGGUACGAGGCGACACUUUUUACUCAAUACAAAUCAUGAAAGUCAUGAUCAAAGUCUAUCAACCAAUGACAUUCGUCCAAACAGACAAACCGCUCUACCUCCCUGGACAAACAGUGCAUUUCAGAGUCGUUACACUCGACACUAAGUUGAGACCUGUUAAUCAGCUGUAUAACAUCAUUGAAGUUGAGUUUCGCAGACCAGGUGAGGCGGAGGCGCAACGCACCUGCACUUCGCCAACUGGAAAUGCCACCAAAGAAGCUUAA